This is a messenger RNA of Anopheles gambiae (African malaria mosquito), 5635 nucleotides long. Its product is annotated as innexin inx2. NCBI's taxonomy places the organism in Eukaryota, Metazoa, Arthropoda, Insecta, Diptera, Culicidae. The record is from RefSeq and is a predicted model, not a curated record. Gene Ontology annotation, cellular component: plasma membrane; gap junction. The coding region runs from base 742 to 1818 and encodes 358 amino acids. The transcript has 2 exons. Gene Ontology annotation, molecular function: gap junction channel activity. Gene Ontology annotation, biological process: phototransduction.
UUUUUAUACGACAUCGGAAGAGGUAAGAGGCGUCGCUGUGCGUGCUCCUCACAGAAACGGGGACACUGUUGCAGUGAAGAACUCUGCGUUUUCGCUUGUUUUAGCACUUUUUGUGCUUCGAAGGUAGCUGAACGAAGAUAUUUGCCUCGUUCGGUGGUAACAGUGCAAAGUGGCGUAGAGAGUUCGUUGCCUUGCUACCUACCACCAUCAGCCGUCUAACGCGUCGUCGUCGUCACCAUUGGCAACAACGCGUUAUUUAUUUCAUCAUCUUUGUGUGUUGAUUUUGGUUUCUUUCUUUCUUUUUUCUCUGCGAUUAUUUACAGUGCUCAGCGUCGGCACCAAACGACGGACGAGAAAGAGAGAGAGUGUAUGUGUGUGUAUGUGUGCGGAAAUAGCUGUUUGAUGCGUGUCACGAGGGGCACGCUGUGAUCUAUUGUGUGUUAGAGGGUAGCGUACCUUCGCCGUAAAGCGUACCCCCAUUCCAUUCCCUUCGCUUGCCCAGCGCGAAGAACUUUCCACCAGUGCGUGCGCGUGGCUGUGUCUGUGUGUGUGCGUGUGUCUGUGUGUGUGCUGCGUGGUGUUUGCAAAGCGUAAGCGUCGCGUCGUUGUCGUCGUCGUUUACGCUGAUUUCGCGUAUUUGCUGAUUGCGGACGAGAAAGUGUGGCUGGCUGGGGCGCUGUGUGGUGUUUCGGAUUUGAUUCACAUUUUGUAAACUAAACGCGUGUGUAAAACAGCAGCACCAUGUUUGAUGUGUUCGGAUCCGUGAAGGGUCUGCUGAAGCUAGACCAGGUGUGCAUCGACAACAACAUCUUCCGGCUGCACUACAAAGCGACCGUGAUCAUACUGAUCGCGUUCUCGCUGCUGGUCACCUCGCGGCAGUACAUCGGCGAUCCGAUCGACUGCAUCGUGGACGAGAUCCCGCUGAACGUGAUGGACACGUACUGCUGGAUCUACUCGACGUUCACCAUCCCGAACCGUCUGACGGGCAUCGCCGGGAAGGACAUCGUGCAGCCGGGUGUGGCCAGCCACGUCGACGGGCACGACGAGGUGAAGUACCACAAGUACUACCAGUGGGUCUGCUUCGUGCUGUUCUUCCAGGCGAUGCUGUUCUACGUGCCCCGCUACCUGUGGAAGACGUGGGAGGGCGGCCGCAUCAAGAUGCUGGUGCUCGACCUCAACAUGCCGAUCAUGAACGAGGAGGCGAAGGAGCGCAAGAAGAUCCUGGUCGACUACUUCGCGGACAACAUCAAGGGGCACAACUUUUACGCGAUGCGGUUCUUCUUCUGCGAGGUGCUGAACUUUGUCAACGUGCUCGGCCAGAUCUACUUUAUGGACUUUUUCCUCGACGGCGAGUUCUCCACGUACGGUAGCGAUGUGGUGCGCUUCACCGAGAUGGAGCCGGAGGAGCGCGGCGACCCGAUGGCGCGCGUCUUCCCCAAGGUGACCAAGUGCACCUUCCACAAGUACGGUCCGUCCGGCAGUGUGCAGAAGUUCGACGGUCUGUGCGUGCUGCCGCUCAACAUCGUGAACGAGAAGAUCUACGUGUUCCUGUGGUUCUGGUUCAUCCUGCUCACCAUCCUGACUGGCAUCUCGCUGAUGUACCGCUUUGCGGUGAUUAUGCUGCCGAGACUGCGGCUGCUGAUGCUGCGCGCCCGCUCCCGGCUGUCGGCGCACGACGAGGUGGAGCUGAUCGCUUCCCGGUGCCAGAUGGGCGAUUGGUUCAUUCUGUACCAGCUCGGCAAGAACAUCGAUCCGCUGAUCUACAAGGAGAUUAUCUGCGAUCUCGCCCAAAAGGUGGAGGGCAAGGAGAUUGUCUAAGCGCAGGCGGACGAAACCUUCCGGAAGAAGCCUCCGGUACUGGAUGAUCGUGAAUCAUCUACACAAAAAAAAACCAGGCUUCUUUUGGGUAGAGAUUCAAAGCUUCCUUUCCUCCCCUUGCUAAAACUUCCUUUUCCCUUUUCCCUCUCCACCACCACCACGCUGCACGUGCUAGCGCCUCUCCCCACCACGGCAACGACCCACGGUUUGUGAGGUAGAAUAAAGGAGAGGAGCGAAAAAAUGCCGAAUGAAUCAUUGAACUUAAGCCUGCUCUGCAGCGUAUAUCUGCAUCAUCGUCAUACUAGCCCCAUCCGGGAAGGUAACCGAGAACAUCAUCAAGCACCACCACCAACAGCAACAGCAACAACAACAACGCAAGAGUCUCAACAAGAAGGCACCACACUCUCUGGGUACAAUUUCGCGAGGAUGAAAAGAUGUGUCGAAGAUAUUCACCCCCGCGCGCGCCCAGGUUCCUUCGUAACCAGCAACGGACGUCUCGGCAACGAACACAUCGCCGCAUCCCUCAACACCAGCACAACGGAGCGGAAAGACGGAGACGGAGAAGAGCAUGAGAAGAAGGAGAAGGAAGAACCACGUACAAGAACCUCACGCACGCUACAUCUUCUGCCGUUUUGUCCGUUCCAUCGUCUUUCUCGAUCUCUUCGACCCCGCUGCCCGACGCUACCGCCAGUGCCAGGAUAGAGCUCAGAAUUCAGAUUAUCUAUCCGACGCAGAAACGCAUUCAAACGCAACUCUACAAACAGAGUCAGGUGCUUCCUAUUCCCGGAAUGCACUUCAACCCAGAGCGAGAGACUCAGCGUCGUCCGAUAGUGCAGGAUUAAUGGCUUGACUGUCGUCUCGAUGGAACCGGAAUCGUUCGAUGUUCAUCAUCCGUCUUUGAAUGCAAGAAGCGAUGUUUGCCUGCGGAAAGGAUAUAGUAACGGUUUUCUGUUUUGUCUUGUUUUAGUGUGCCGCUGAAAUAGACAAAGUAGAGGAGGGCUGUUAAUCCUGCAUACGAACACAAGCGAAUGAUGAUAAUUUUUGCAUAGAUUUACACCAGAAGAAGCAUGAGCCCAGGGCAGUAGAAGAGAUAGAGAGAAGCGUCCGAAGACAAUCGUUAAAAAACUCGAAUCCUAAAAAGAAGCAAAGUAGUAACAGACACGCAAAGUCAAGAUAACGAAAGGUUCCGAAGCUUCGAAGACAAUAAGUGAGUGCCGCAGCCAAUUAUGUGAGAACAGAUAACUCGCCCAAGGUAAAAGCCAUUUUUUUACGCAAGUACGAUUACAGUGCGCUGUAUGAAAAGAAGAAGAAAAAAAAGAAACACAUUCCUAGAAACAGAAACCGCAAUAUAGAUAGACUGCUGGUAACGAUGAUGAUGAUAGAACUUCUGUUUGCCUAAUGAACGAUCUUCAUAAUUCGAUUUCGAUGAUUCUUUUUUUGAUAGAUUUUUUACUACAAUUUUACAACACACAAUACCCCCCCGCAUACAUACAUUUAGAUUGACGCUCUAGGCUUUUCCCGAUAGGUCUACUUUUUAGUGUGUAAGUAAAAACGCGAUGAUGAUAAAUAGUACAGGGUAGCGAAUCGAGAGAGAGAGAGAGAGCGGCAGUUCUUUUUUAAAGCAAAACAAUAAGAGGCAAUACAAUAGGGGCACAAUAUGCAUAGAGACACACUCGUUAGUGGUAGGUUUUAGCACGCAAAACACAAACACAAGACAAACGCAAUCUCUAGCACCAUGCGUGAAAUCGUAUUGAUGCGAUUUUCGAUUUCCGAUUUUGGUACGUACUCGGCUUUACACAAAAGCAAGUGUAGAAGCAAGCAAACAAUGUGUAGGUGUGUCUAUUUGUGUGCAUGUAGCCGGCAUAAUUUUUGGUUUGCUCCUACGAUGUCGUGAUGCCAUAGGGAAGCAGGAUGUCAAAAUUUCCGUUUAAAUCCGCCGACUCGACGACGGCGGCAACAGUGACGAUCACGAUGGGUCCCUUUGUGACAGUGUUAAACGCCAUUUUAAAAUGCAUUGAAUAAUAUUGUAAGGUGCGUGUGUAGGAUAAUGAAAACGCGUGUUCUUUUAACCGUGCAUGAUCGUCAUGGAAUUGUAUGGUGUGUUUUUCUCUUUUUUUUUAAUACAGUGUGACUUUUAACACGAUCCUACACUCGAAUUGAUCGCAACCGAUCGAUGUUUGGCGAGAUUGAUUCAUUGAGUGUGGAUCUUUUAUUUAUAUGUCGUACACGUGUAUUUGAGUUGAGCUGUAUGCACUGCGUACUACUACUACUAAACUACUACUACUGCUACACGCGUAUACGAGCAAAGUGUGCCCGAUUUUGGCCCGAAAUAUUUGAUAGGAGAAAGAGAGAGAGAGGAAGCACUGCCAAAUGGUUGUGCUUGCCACGAAACAAAAGAAAAAGACAUCCUAAAACGUAAAUUCAGCAUUUAUUACACUAUCGAAUUCUAAAUUUUUACGUUCUGAGUACCAGUAACAAGCCAAGAACGUUCUUUGGUAUGAUCAUAGUUUUUGUGCGACAGAGAAGGACAGAGAGAGAGAAGCUAUUUCGAGGAGCUAAAUUGAUAAGAACGCGUGACGAGAAAGAGAGCGAGAAAAAGAAGUGCGAGAUAAUAGAGAGUUUCUUGUGAUAAACGUAUAAAUUAUAGAAUGUAAUAGGGCAGGAAGUGUUUUCCUGCCAAUUCCCCCUUCUUCCUGCUGAAAAUUUUCUCCCCUUCUUUCUGGAAAACCACGCUACGCUAUUCCACUUAUUCUUAACGAGCGAAGGAAGGAUUGACGAUGUGAAAGCGCUUUCCUUUCAUAUCAUACUAGUGCGGUGCGUCCAAAAUCGUUUAGUAGUGUGCUACAAACGGGGAAAACAAAACUCGAUUAGCGUAUAUAGUAUAAUAUUGUAACAAUUUUCGGCAAACGUGUGACAAAUGUAAUCGGUAAAAUAUUGCUGCACCCCCCCGGGCGCAGCAAACAAUCCUUCCAAUUCCAGUCAAUCGACUAUCCGAGUCUAUCCAAGGGAAGUUACAUGCGUGCAGCUGAUUACGGACGAUCCAGGGCCCAAUCGUGCCGUUCGCUGCAAUCUGCUUUCAUCAUUCCAGUAGGCACUCUCAGAGAAAUAGAGAGAGAGAGAGAGGACGCACCGUGUAGAACAGAAGCACAACAUUGAUUUUUUUUAAACAUUCAACGAUAUUAACUCUCGUAUAUCCUUAUACACACCGAGCGUACAGAGUGUUGUAGAGAAGAUUAGAUGAAAGACAACAUACACACAUAAUAUAUAUGGUAAUACACAGAACGAUGCCAUCAUCUUGUCUCCCCUCAUCUCGCGAGUAGUGUUAGUAGGGCGCUUUUAAAUGCUAGGCACACAUAUUUUACAAAACAGCGCAAAAGGUCUAGCUAUUUUUGAUAAUCAUAUUUUACUGAAAAACUGUAUUUUGAACGAGAGAACCAUUUUAUACACUAAAACGUAGUAGAAGUCUUGUGUGCACACACGAUGUACACACACACACACCCGCCCCACAGAGAGCACAAACGAACGCAUUUUAUAGUAAUAUUUAAACGACAGCCAGAACACACAAGACAAUCAUUGUAAGAUAAAGGCAAAAACAAAACAAACAGCGCAAAGUUGGAGACGCACGAGACGACGGGAUGAUGAUGACGGUCGCUGUGUAGUUGCGUGCAGCACAAGCGUGAAAUUACGGUAAAACAACGCGGGCCAACACACACACACACAGGCUCGUUCUACUCUUCUCUAUCAGUGCCUUUGGAUUUUGGAGAUAGUGGUUUUUUUUGCUUAAAUAAAACUCUCACGUAUGCUAUUGCAAAAAGAA